Messenger RNA from Vicugna pacos (alpaca), 745 nucleotides. It is a transcript of the gene TOMM5, whose product is annotated as translocase of outer mitochondrial membrane 5. The record is from RefSeq and is a predicted model, not a curated record. Gene Ontology annotation, cellular component: mitochondrial outer membrane translocase complex. NCBI's taxonomy places the organism in Eukaryota, Metazoa, Chordata, Mammalia, Artiodactyla, Camelidae.
GAGAACAGGAAAUGGGCUUGGGCCGAGUUCCGGGCGCCAGGCGGCUGCUGAAAAGAGCGGAGCGCGGUGUCUGUAACCCGUGAGGCAGAGCCGCGAUGUUCCGGAUCGAGAGCCUUGGGCCGAAGCUGGACCCCGAAGAGAUGAAACGGAAGAUGCGCGAGGAUGUGAUCUGCUCCAUACGGAACUUCCUCAUUUAUGUGGCCCUGCUGCGAGUCACUCCUUUUAUCUUAAAGAAAUUGGACAGCAUAUGAAGAGUGGGCAUCACGGGUGAAUGCAUGAUAUGAAGAACCUGGUUACAGUUUCUCCUCCUAUCUGCAAACGAAUAGGCCCAGACAGAUGUAAGAGACUCUUUGAAUGGACAUAAAAAUUCUACUUGUUAAGAACAAGUUUGGCUCUGGUAACUCACCUUUAUAGUUAAAAGAUAAAGCUAUUUGCGAUUUAUGAAAAGAUGUUUUAUGGUCAUAGUACACCUUUUUGCCUGUGAUAUUCAGCCUCAUGAAUGUUGGUAUAAUUGUAAGUGAUGUCAUACUCCAUUUUCUAGCAAGUAUUAAUUAUAAGGGAAUUAAGUCUGCAAUGGCACUGUCUUACGAGUCAUUUCUGUGGAUUUUUUUACUUUUGUCUGGCAUAUAUUUGUUGAAGAGUUCCUUUCAAUUACUUAUGUUUUAUGGAAGCCAGCACACAAUGCCAUCAUUUAAGCACAGGCCCAUUGGUCUAUAUUUUUAAUAAACAUACCAACUAAGAAAAA